GCGACAGUUAGUUCUCAUGCAGAGACUUAAAUAGCGAGAUGCGAAUUUUGUUGAUUGCAGCUAUAUCUGUCUCGUGGCAGUUUUCAGACGCCUAUUUGUUUAUGCCCAACUUUCUUUGUAUUCCACCAUUUGUGGCCAUUAAUGGAAGUUGCCUGAUUCCCACCACCACAAAACCCUUGAUCCCGCCCUGUUUAAAGAACUCUCAAAACGUAACGGUAUUUCCGAAAAAUCGCAAAAUAGUUACCGUUAGUCCCUGGAAUAUUUUGCCGGAAGAUGACGAUAAUAUCGGAAAAAACAUUUCUAAAGAUAAAGAGGCUUCUCUUCCUAUCAAAGUUCCAGUAAAGCCCAUUACGGAAAAUUCUCCAAGCGCAGGAGCAGUUGAAGGCGGUAAUAAAGACCAACGAUUAAAUCCGACUGUUCCUGAUGCAAAUAAGCUCCCUACUGACAGUUUAGUAAAUCCUUCAAAUCCGGAACCCAACGACACCUUUUUUAAAAAGCCCGAAGUGUCCGACCAAAAUAAAAGAAAUCCGGAAAUUAUAUCACCGAGUAAACAAUCGGGAAAAGGAUCUAAUUCUGGCAGUGCAUUAAAAGAGUACGACCAAAACAAAAUCAAUCCUGGACAAAAAACUGAUGAAAGCAAAAACUCGGGAAAAGGAUCUAAUACAGGCAGUAAAUUAAAACCGAUACCUGGCUCAAGGCCGGGAACCACACCAAUGAAUCCCACAAUUUCUCAAACAGAAAAUUUGGGCAAUGGUAUUUUACCGUCCAAAAAGCCAACGAAAAUUCCCCUACCUCCUGCUUUGCUUCCGAUUUUAGGAGAAAGUGUCGGAUUUCUUCCUAGUAGUCCUUCAAUCCCUGAUUCAGUUAAAAUAGACAAUGGUAUCUUACCGUCAGAAAUACCAAUACAACACCCUUUACCCGGGGAUUUGGGUCUGCCUAAAGAUCCUUCUAUGCCCGAAACGGUACCCGUAAAAGAUCUUACAAUUCCUGACGCAGACAAAUUGACUGAUGGUAUAUUACCAUCCAUAGAUUUACCACGUGAUUUGCUUACACCAGAAGUGCCUUCGAAUCCAAAGGAAAUAUCAAAAAUCGAGCCGACAAAACCCAUAAUUCCAGAUACGGAUGAAAUAAUAAAUCGUUUAUUGCCAUCCGAACGAUUGAAUCAAAUACAAUUGCCUGGGAUUCCUGAGUCAAAACCGCCGAUGCUUCCAAAAAUACCUAAGCCGGAUCAUUUGAUAAAUGGUAAAUUACCCUCCAGAGAUUUGAUCGGUAAACAACACCCAUCUAAAAAUCCAAAAGAUCCUAAUACUGAUGAAGUAAAUCGUUUAUUGCCAUCCGAACGGCCAAAUCAAAUAACAUUGCCUGGGAUCACUGGUGUAGGAUCAGAAACUCAACCAAAAGUUCCACCACUUCCUGUCACAGAUAAUUUGGUAGAUCUACUAAAACCUCCAAGAAUCCCCUCACACAAGAUUCCUGGGUCGAAACCGCCGAUGCUUCCAACAAUUCCUAAUACGGAGCAGUUGAUAAAUGGUAAAUUACCCUCAGGAGAUUUGAUCGGUAAACAACACCCAUCUAAAAACCCAAAAAUUCCCGAUGAUUAUGAAGUAAUAAAUGGUUUGUUGCCAAACGAACGGCCAAAUCAAAUACCAUUGCCUGAGAUAACUGGGGUAGGAUCAGGGACACAGCCAAUAGAGCCCACACUUCCUGUCACAGAUAAUUUGGAAGAUCUACUUAAACCUCCUGGAAUCCCCCCACUCGAGAUGCCUGGGUCAAAUCAGCAGAUACAUCCAAAAAUUCCUAAAACGGAUCAUUUGAUAAAUGGUGAAUUACCCUCCGCAGAUUUAAUCGCUAAACCAGACCCACCCAAAAUUAACUUACCUGGGAUGCCGAAAAUAACUGAUCCCAAAAUUCCCAAAAUGAUUAGACCUGAAGACCUAUAUCCGAAAGAUAUAAAUAUCUAUCAGCUUUUACCCAAGGACAUAUUUUACUAAAGCCAAUAUUUUCAGUGGAGUUUAAAAAUUGUUAUAUUUUUCAGAAACCAAACCUGGUUUAGUUGUGCAUUGAGGGAUAAUAAUAAAAAAAUGAAUAUUCAAAUGAUUCAUUUGAUCCUUACCAUAUCCCUCGGUAAUAA
Molecule: messenger RNA, 2131 nt
Organism: Drosophila santomea
Lineage: Eukaryota; Metazoa; Arthropoda; Insecta; Diptera; Drosophilidae
Product: protein PELPK1
Exons: 18
Coding region: 39-1991 (650 amino acids)
Source: RefSeq, a predicted model, not a curated record